GUCCUCCAUGUUUGGUCGUCGUUACCUUGAUGGAGCUGGUCCGGGGACGACCCGCAGCAGCUCCGGUCGGUGUGUCCGUGGGCUCAAUGCUGCCGGAUGGACCGGGUACCUGCAGUACACCGACGGACCUGAUUGAAGAAAGGAGAGUACCAACGGACUGACACAGAACCUGUUGGCGUGUGCAGAAACUGGCCGCGUGGUUAAACCCGCUACCCCCUGAAGACGUGGAAACCAACAGUGGUCUCCAUGGAAACCAGGAGGAGUACUUGCUGGGGAUGAUGCAGUGCACACAACGAUGAUGUCUGAGAAUAUGGAGCCGGGUGAUGAUGUCAGCUUGCUGCACUCCCAUGAGAUGGAGCCCCCCAGGGAGGAGGAUGGACACUGCCCCCUGCCUUUCAGGCUGCAGCUGAUCGACGACCUUUCUUACGAAGAUGUGAAGAAGUGCUACAGAGGAUCAACGGUCAGCAAGUACAACUCCCAGUACCACAAACUGUUCCAGACUGUCCCCAAGGACGAGAUCCUCAUGAAGGUGUAUUCGUGUGCGUUGCAGCGAGACAUCCUGCUGCAGGGACGACUCUACAUCUCCAGGAACUGGCUCUGUUUCUACGCCAACCUGUUUGGUAAAGAUAUCAAGGUGUGCAUCCCGGUGGUGUCAGUUCGUCUGGUGAAGAAACACAGGACCGCCGGCCUUGUGCCCAACGGCCUGGCUAUCACCAUGGAUACGGCGCAGAAGUACGUGUUUGUGUCCCUGCUGUCCAGAGACAGCGUCUACGACGUCCUCCGGAGAAUCUGUACUCACCUGCAGGUGAACGGGAAGAGUCUGAGUUUGAAGCAGUUUCUGGAGGAACCUAUCUCUCUUUCCAUGGUAAAUAUCUCCAAACAUCUGUCCCCUCUCUUGCUAUCUGUCCCCUCCCUUGACAGCUGUCCCCUCUCUUGGCGUCUCUUUAAGGAUGAGUUCCCGGCAGUGUUGAAGUGGAGGAGAAAGCCUUCUCUCCCGGUUGUGUCCUCGUCCCUGCCAGACCUUCUGGGAAGCUCCUCCCCCGGCCUCGCUGCAGACACGCCCUUUAUCACGCACACGCUCACAGACAGCAGUCUGGAGACAGAGACCAUCCUGCUGGCAGAACCAGUAUCUGAACUGGGUCACAUGGAGUACCAGCUGCUGAAACUCUUCAUCUUGCUCGUCUUCUUCCUGGUCCUCUCCUCCUGCUACUUGGCCUUCAGAGUGUGUCGCCUGGAGCAGCAGAUGAGCUUCCUCAGCAGCCAGCCGACGCUAAGGGACAGAUGUGGAGAGUUGCCCUGCUGGCUGGCCAAUCAGAGGACAGGAACCUGACAGAGCCAAUCGGGAAGUAAAAGAAGAAAAACCUUCACUUAUAUAGAUUUCCCAUCGAGGGCCAGGGUUAACCUGGUUGCCAUAGAGACACAACGGUCCGACCUCUCGAGAGGUCACGUAGAGGUCAGGAGGCCGGAGGGACGACGGCGUGCUGUUACAUAACAGAUGUGUGUGUCUGCGUGUGGUUGCGCUUUGGAGACGUGUAACACCUCAGUUACAUUUAGCAUAAAUGUACAUUUACUUGACACUUUGUCACAGUUUAAGGUUAACAGAUUUUAGGUCACAUGUCCAAUUUAUUUAUAAACUACUUAGACGACAUUUACACCUUUAAAUCAAUCUCAGCUGUUCUUUGGAUCAGAAGUCCCCAACCUUUAUCAUCUCACCGACUGGUCAAGGUGUGGCGGAUAAACACGAAAAAAUAAAGAGAUACGAUCGGCAUGAAAACAUGAACCUGUAUUUUAAGUGUGACUCCUGAAACUUCUGAAAGUUUUGCGUUUUCAAAUAAGUCAAGUCAAGUUGUUUAUUUUUUCAGUGCGGCCGAGCCCACGCACCGGUACGGGUCUGUGUCCCGGGGGUUGGGGACCACUGGUCUGAGGUGAAGUGAGAGCUUUGUGAGUUAAAGCUGCAUUCUCUCUUCUGACCACCAGGGGGCGAUUCCGCUGGUCCUAUAGAAGUCUGUGGGAAAAUGACUAGGCCCAAUCCCAGCGUCCCCCCCUGACCUCCAGGGUGUCACUGAAGUCACCUGGUCAGUGGUGUCAGAGUGGGCUUUAGAUAGUGUAAAUAUGAAGAGACAGCACUUUGCUGCUACAUGUCACCAUGAGAACGUAAAAAAAUAUGAUUUACUAUUGAGGGGAUUUAUUUCAUACUUUUACUCUAUGAUUUGAAAUUCUUUCAGGCUUUUUCCUCAUAAGAUGGGAGGUAUUUUGAAAUAAUGCUUUACGGUUUCCUUUUAAAAAUUGCUAUAAGUAAUAGUUGAUAAAUCUGAUUUCAUGUGUUUUUUCUCCAUCUUUAAUCUUUACGGUUUGAAAUGUAACAUUUUAUGACAGUCUGAACACACGUCCUCUCACUGGUUAUCCCGUAUUAACGGCAUGUUGCAGUCACUUGUGGGUAAUUCUCUUGGGGUUCAUUAAGGGCUCAAAUACUGGGCGGAUGAAUAAACGUAAUAUAAACUUCUGUACUCUCGUACUUGUACUUGAGUUAUAAACGUUCCACUUCUACUCUUAUCUAAAAAUUGUUAUUUACUCUACAAAUUAUAAAGUGAAAAUAAAGAACAAAAGAUCAA
This is a messenger RNA of Gasterosteus aculeatus aculeatus (three-spined stickleback), 2612 nucleotides long. RefSeq names its product GRAM domain containing 2Ab (gene gramd2ab). Gene Ontology annotation, molecular function: phosphatidylinositol-4,5-bisphosphate binding. Gene Ontology annotation, cellular component: endoplasmic reticulum membrane; organelle membrane contact site. Gene Ontology annotation, biological process: regulation of store-operated calcium entry. Lineage: Eukaryota; Metazoa; Chordata; Actinopteri; Perciformes; Gasterosteidae. The record is from RefSeq and is a predicted model, not a curated record.